Messenger RNA from Carcharodon carcharias (great white shark), 1830 nucleotides. Its product is annotated as myeloid-associated differentiation marker homolog. The record is from RefSeq and is a predicted model, not a curated record. Gene Ontology annotation, cellular component: membrane. The transcript is spliced from 2 exons. Bases 161 to 1117 code for a protein of 318 amino acids. Lineage: Eukaryota; Metazoa; Chordata; Chondrichthyes; Lamniformes; Lamnidae.
AGGAAACCUUAGCGGCCAACCUUCCUCCUCUCGGCAUAGGUGUAGCGGGUUUAACAACCGACUUAUUUCCCAUUCGGGACGGUUUCGGCGUUGACAACUGCUCGGUCCUUGGCGGCUGCGGGAAUUGGGUGGGUCGGUGGGGAGGCUGUCCCGAGGCAAGAUGCCGGUCAGGUUCAGCGACAUGGGUAACCUGACCUCCCCGAAGGCCGUGGUCCGGCUGCUGGAGAUGCUCUUCGCCUGCGCGGCCUUCAGCCUGGCGGCGGUCGGGGAUUGGAGCGGGGCCACCCGGAGCGGGCCCUUCGCCACCUUCGCCACGUUCACCUGGUGCUUCUCCUUCGCCGCCACCCUGCUCAUCUUCCUGGUGGAGUUCACCCAGUUCCACAGCCUCCUCGCCCUCUCCUGGAAGAACCUGCCCGUCACCCUGGCCGCCUUCGCCGCUUUCAUGAACCUGGCCGCCUCCGUCACCUACCCGCUGCUGGUGGGGAGCGAGGCCCGACCGGCUCAGGCGGCUGCUACCACCGCCGCCGCCGCCGCCACCACCACCACCACCCCGACCCCGCCUGAGGCCCAGGCCCAGGCCCGGAGCGGCCUCCUCUUCCCCGUCGCCGCCACCAUCGCCUCCUGCCUGACUUUCCUGGCCUACUCGACCGAGCUCCUCAUCACCAAGGUCGAGGGGAAAGGCGGUUACAUGGCCACCUGGCCCGGCCUGUUGAAAGUUCUGGAAGUUUUCGUCGCCUGCGUCCUCUUCGUUACCCUGGCGACCGUGGCCAGCCCAGAAUUCACCGGCUUCCGGUGGUGCGCGGGCGCGCUCUGCGCCUGCGCCCUGAUGUCGCUGGUUGUCAUAGUGAUGAUGGUGGGCGAGUGUCGGGCCUGCUGCCCGGUGCCCCUCGGCCGCCUCCUGCUGGCCUUCAGCACCCUGGCCUCCCUGCUCCACGGGGCUGUGCUGCUGGCUUGGGUUCUCCACCUCCGCCGCCAAACUGACUGGCUGGCCGAGUGCCCGCGGGUGGACUGCCGGCGGAACCAGCUGCUCAUGUCCACCUUUCUGAUCGCCCUUAACCUCCUGGCCUAUGUGACUGAUUUCAUUUACUCCAUCAAACUGAACUGCUCCAGGAGCUGACAUUCUGCCAACAGAGCAAUCAGCUGGGGGUGCUUACUCUGAUGGCAUUGCCUGCUUGUCAAAUGGUUCGAUGGAUGAUUCCAGAAUGCAGGCAGUCUCCCUGCUCCCUGAUUCCCAUGAAUGUGGGAUCUCAGAUCCAGACAGUCCCCAUCAUUCUCUGCCACUGAAUCUUGGGAUUCAGACAAGACUGGCUUCUCAAGCGAAGAGUUGAUGACUGAUUAGAGAGUGGAUGAGUUGCCUUUGUGGAACCCACCGAUGUCAGACCCUGCAUCGUCUGAGGAAGAUGUUUACCUAGCGAGUGCCAAAGAAAAUUUUGAACCCUAUUUGUUUAAACUGUAUCAGCUGUGGUGCAAGAGGUAGCUGUCACAGUAUCUGUAUAAAAUGAUUGUGGUCUCUAGAUCAAAUGUCCCUGUUUGGACGGUGUGAUAAAUCAGAAUUGACCAGGUCAAUGGGCAGGAUCUGUGCCUUCCUCACAAUGGGCAAGGUGAGUGCCAAUCUCUGUCUCCACUAGGUGUCAUAUCUUGACCCUUGACUUUUGGCACUCUUCAUUGCCCUGGUAAUAUAUUUUAUAUUAUAUAUUUUGUGUAUAUUGUAUAUAUAAAGGUGUCUUGCCUUACACAGAAAUGGUUGAGCUGAGCCCAAGGUCGACCUAUUUUGUAAAAUUUCCGUUUGCCUAAGCUGUAAACUGUGAACUUCUUAAAACAUGUGGUGAA